AUGUAAGACCAAGCUUCGUCUUGAUAUGAUUGUGUAAUCACCUGGCUAAUAGCAAAUCGUGACACAGUGGAAGCUGGAUGACCCGUCAUCUAGUCCAUCAACACCACGACAGCUACAACAUCAUCUGCCUCGACAAGAUGGAAAAUGUCUCCUUCAUCAACAAUAUCCUCGAGCUGUUCCAAUUCCCAAGUUUCAGAUUCAUCCACGGCUCCAUCACCGAUCCCAAGACCGUCUCUUUUGCCCUGGAAGCCUACCAGCCAUGUGCAGAACUCAUUCGAAGACCCCUUCACUUUUACCGAGAGAACAACGUUGUGGGCACCCAUGUGCUCCUGGAUGCGGUCAAGAACUAUGGCAACAUCAAGCGCUUUAUUCACAUUUACACCGAUGAGGUCUACGGUGAGACCAACGGCACCAUGGCCAAAGAGGAUAGUACGCUGUUGGCACCCACGAAUCCUUACUCGGCAAGCAAAGCUGCUGCUGAGAUAUAUGUCAUGGCGUACAAGCACAGCUUCGGAAUCCCAGUGAUCAUCGUUCGCAGCAACAAUGUUUACGGGCCUUGCCAGUACCCUGAGAGAGACGGCACCCACGCCCGCCGCUUCCUCUACGUAGGAGACGCAGCCGACGCCCUGGAAACCAUCCUGCACAAAGGCGCUGACGAGAUCUACAACAUCGAUUCUCGCUACAAAGUCCAGAACCGCAAAAUCGCCGCGUAUAUCCUUGAAUUGUUUGGCCGCGACCCUGUCUCCGAAUUCAACCAAUGUGUCCGGACGAUCUUCUCAGCCUCAAACAGUCCAUGCACAAUUGCGCAUCGUCAUUAA
This is a messenger RNA of Aspergillus glaucus CBS 516.65, 818 nucleotides long. RefSeq lists its product as uncharacterized. Lineage: Eukaryota; Fungi; Ascomycota; Eurotiomycetes; Eurotiales; Aspergillaceae. The record is from RefSeq and is a predicted model, not a curated record. The transcript has 3 exons. The coding region runs from base 78 to 818 and encodes 246 amino acids. Gene Ontology annotation, molecular function: dTDP-glucose 4,6-dehydratase activity.